Molecule: messenger RNA, 543 nt
Organism: Ambispora leptoticha
Lineage: Eukaryota; Fungi; Glomeromycota; Glomeromycetes; Archaeosporales; Ambisporaceae
Source: the annotation of a GenBank genome assembly
AUGGCGCGACUUCCAUCCAACUCUUCGCCUGCACGAGCAUCUACCUCGAGAGAUGCUGCAGUGGCCUCAACUUCAAGGACUGCUGCAAGAGGAAGUCCAGCUUCAAAAAAUACCCUAGCAGGAAGACGAAGUAUAGCACGAAAGUCGACCAUUAAAAAAUUAAGACCACCACAACCACCCACCUCUUCCCCAAAGAAACAAGCAAGAAGAACUUCAGGUGGUGUGGGGAGAUAUCGAUAUCGGCCUGGUACUAUAGCGUUACGGGAAAUUAGACAAUAUCAGAAAACAACUCAAUUACUCCUUAGAAAAUUGCCUUUUGCACGGGUGGUACGUGAAAUCGCGGAAGAUUUCGUCACCGAAGGCACUGGUUUGAGAUGGCAAAGUGCGGCUAUAAUGGCAUUACAAGAAGCUACAGAAGCUUAUCUUGUUCACUUAUUCGAGGAUGCAAAUCUAUGCGCCAUACACGCCAAAAGAGUGACUAUUAUGCAAAAGGAUCUACAGUUGGCAAGACGAAUCCGUGGCGUAUGGGGUGGUCUUGGUUAG